Ostertagia ostertagi is the source of this 513-nucleotide messenger RNA. Lineage: Eukaryota; Metazoa; Nematoda; Chromadorea; Rhabditida; Trichostrongylidae. The record is from the annotation of a GenBank genome assembly.
AUGUUGAUCGUUGCGCAUGCAUCGUUGAUCGGCGGCACCGGUACCAUCAACUCAACUGGUCCGAAUCUCAUCUUCAGGGACACUCUCGAGAAAUUCUAUCCUAAUGAAGAUACAGGAAUCAGUUAUCUUUCAUGGAUGGGAUUCGCGAUCCCGCCAAUGGUCGGCUAUAUGUUCUCGUCUUGGAUUAUUGUACAGCUACAAUUUCUCGGGCUGGGCUAUGUGCUUCGCAUAUUUAAACCAUCCACAGAAGAGGAAGCGGUCGAUGAACAGUUCAUCCACAAAGCAGUACACACAGCAUACAACGACCUUGGUCCUAUAACCUUUGCUGAAAAAUCAACACUGGUUAUCUUUUUGCUGACCGUGGCGUCAUGGAUCACAAGUGACCCGAAGGUGAUCGACGGAUGGGCAACGUUCUUCAAAAGUGCUUCACCGACACGUCUUCACGCGCUUUCAGCAAACGGCAAGCCUGUUCCUUCAAACUUGGGCAAACUUUUGGUGCGACAUCUUGAAGCG